CGCUAACCCAAACCCUUAUCUCUGGCCCUAACCUAGCCCUAAAUCUUUCUUUACGAUAAAAACCAAAACUUGAGGGAAAAAGCAAGCAAGCGGAAAAAUAUCUACCUCUCCUUUGCUAAAGAAUCCCCAUUCCACUUCGGCCGGUCUCAAGUCGAGAAAUCUUUGAGAUAAAAAUUCGGUUUUUUUUUUUUUUUUUUUUUAUCUCCCUUCGGGUCUAUAAGAAUGCAUGCCGUCUGCUCUGAAACCUUAGACAUGGCCAUCCCCUGCCCCCACCUCCUUUAUUCCGAGACGCCCCCCGUUCUGGCAACCCUGGCCCCGCCGCCGGAGGUGAAGCCGCCGGCCGCCCCGACGCAGGAUGACCUAAAGCGCAUCGCUGCCCACCGCGCCGUAGAGCUUCUGGAGUCCGGCAUGGUCGUCGGCCUCGGCACUGGCUCCACCGCCGCACACGCCCUCGACCGCAUCGGCGAGCUCCUCCGCCGCGGCGUCCUCCGCGACAUCGUCGGCAUCCCCACCUCCAAGAAGACGGAGGCGCACGCCGCCGCCGUCGGCAUCCCCCUCUCCGACCUCCACGCCCAUCCCAUCGUCGACCUCUCCAUCGACGGCGCCGACGAGGUCGACCCGUCCCUCAACCUCGUCAAGGGCCGUGGCGGCUCCCUCCUUCGCGAGAAGAUGAUCGAGGGCGCCAGCCGCCGCUUCGUCGUCAUCGUCGACGAGUCCAAGAUGGUCCCCCGCCUUGGCGGCAGCGGCCUCGCCGUUCCCGUCGAGGUCAUUCCCUUUUGCUGGGGUCACACCCUCGGCCGCCUCCGUAUUCUCUUUGACGGCGAGCCCGGCUUCGAUGCCAAGCUCCGACGUGCCGCCUCCGCCGCCGGCGAUGGUGGGAAAGACGAACCCUUUGUGACGGACAAUGGGAAUUACAUUGUGAAUUUAUUUUUUGACAAUGGGAUCCAUGGCGAUCUGGAUCUGAUCAGCGACAAGAUAUUGAGGAUCACGGGGGUGGUCGAGCACGGGAUGUUUCUUGGAAUGGCGUCGUCGGUUAUCAUUGCCGGCGAGGAUGGGGUGACGGUGUUGGAAAAGCAGUAGGUGAGGUGACGUGAUUUGAUUACCCAUGGAAGAAGAAAGUUUUGAUUUUUAGUUAGACUAGAUUAUAUAUUGGCCUUCAGAAGGAACUAAUGGUUAUUUCCCUUUGGAAGUGGUGGAGAAUUUUCUUGUAUUUGGGACAUUUCAUGCCAGGGAAGGAGAUGUUAUUGUUCCAGGCAGGGAAGAAAGUUAAAACUUUCAUGGAAUUUUCCAUGAAUUUUUGUUGGCAAUUAAUUCAGUAUAAUGGUGUUACAGUGAAA
Molecule: messenger RNA, 1337 nt
Organism: Phoenix dactylifera (date palm)
Lineage: Eukaryota; Viridiplantae; Streptophyta; Magnoliopsida; Arecales; Arecaceae
Source: RefSeq, a predicted model, not a curated record